AUGAAAUCCUUCUCCACCAUCCUCCAGGCCCUCAGCCAUCGUGCUACGGAGACCCCUGACAGGGUAGUUUUUAUUUGGGUUGAUACCGUGUGUGAGGAACAAGACAAGAUGACGUUCAAACAGCUGGAAGGUCAAUCCAAUGCCGUGGCAGUUCGUCUCCUCAAAUUGGGAUGCCAAAAGGGAGAUCGUGUCAUGAUUGCCUAUCCAUUUGGUCUUGAGUUCUUGGCUGGCAUGUUUGGAGCCAUGAAGAUUGGAGUUAUUCCAUGUUCCAUCUAUCCGCCCAACCCCAAUCAGCUCAAAACAGAUAUGCCAAAGAUGCCGGAGCCAAGUUCUCUACACACAACACGUUUGUCUGCGGAUGACUGCGCGGGUCCUCUCAAGACUGGUGUCACUUGGUUGGACCGACAAGCUAACAAUCAAGAAACGGAACCCCAGCAAGCCAAAGAUAUAGACCUUUGCCGGAACCAGAAGACAUUUGCUUCAUCCAGUACAUCAGCAUACUGGUCGCCCCAAAGAGUCAUGAUCAGUCACAAAAAUCUUGCAGAAAAUUGCAUUGCUAUUUCUGCCAUGUCUGGUGUAAAUGCUUCCAAUGCUGGCUCUACACUGGCAGCCUUGUGGGUCCCACAAUACCAUAAUGGGGCUUGUGGCGGCUUCAUGACUACCCUCUUUGCUGGAACUUCACUUGUCAUGGCAUCACCGCUGGAUUUUGUGGUCAAUCCACUGCUUUGGACUGACAUGGUGGAGCACUAUCAGGCAAACCUUACCUGUGCCCCAAACUUUGCCUAUGCCCUGCUCCUGAAACGUUUGGAGCAGGCCAAUCGAACUGCAACUGGAGUUGCUGUCGGUAUCACAGUGGAGGGCCGAAAAGGUUUUGACAAGUCAGCAAAUGAAGAUUUGGCUGUUCAGAUAUCCAAUCAUGUAUCUCAGGUGCAUGGGCUUCUUGUCUCAGAUGUUGUUGUUCUGAAGUUGGGUGUAACACCAAAAACCACCUCUGGCAAGCUGAAGAGAAGUGAGAUCCGGCAGACCACUUUUGCUGGUGAUUGGAAGGCGUCUGAUGUUCUCCUAAGAUUCCAACGACAGGCAAAGCUAUCUCCUAUCCAAGCAAAGGUAUCGUCUUUCAAGAGGAGCUCUUUCCUUGAGCACAGCUUUGCAAUGAAUGGGGUUACAAGCAGCGAGUUCUAUUUGUCAGAAGGAACUCAACAUGAAAUCAGGAGAAGAUCAAUAACACUUCCAUUUGGAUCUCUUGAGCUUCCUGAUAAUGACCUUAGCCAAACAAAUGCCAUACCCAGCCAAGCUGUUGAAGCUGUUCAUGCUGUAGAGUGCGAUCCCAGCAAGUUGGAUGAGUAUUUCUUGGAACUUCAUCUUUCUGGGGUCUCUGGCAUGGAUGAAGCUUGGUCCAAAGCCACCAAGACAACAGCUGCAAUGCAAGAAAUGUGCUCCCAAAUCCUGCAGCAUCUUGAGGACAAAUACCCAACCAUCUGCCAACUUGCCAAGACUCUCAGUGAAAAUCCUGACUGGAUUUUAAUUGAUGAUAGGACGUGUUUCCUUUCUAAACUUGUGCAUCAAAUCUUUGUGCUUCAAUGGGUGACAACCUUCUUGAUGGAUAACCUGAAGUGCAUGCAACAUAAGUUGCAGAAUGAUGCUGCGUGGGAGGCUCAGACGCAGAAUGAUCGGUCAGUUCCAGUGGAGCUACAAGAGAUGCUGAACCUCCCAGAGAAAGACUCAAUGUAUGGAAAGUGGCCAUUCUUCCUUUGGAUCAAGAACAGGUCCAUCCUUGCACAAUUAAACCUUUUAGUACAGAGCUUACGAUCUCCUGAAGGACCAGGAAUUGAGAAUCAGCUAGAGAAACUCAACGACCUUCAAUGUUUGAAUUUGUUGGAGGCUGUCUGGCUUGAAAAGAGUAAUGGACUGAAGGACAAUUCGGAAGUUGGUAGGCUGCUAGCUUCCUAUCCCCUGUUGACAGCAAGGACCCAAUCUAUGAUGGCUUUGCUUGAGCCUCAAAGCAGUACAUGGAAUGAUCUCUACAUUGCUUGGAACAUGCAUUUUUGGAUUCAACCUAACACAUCAUUUUCUUUUUUUGCUUUUGCAGGGUCUGCAGAUAAGGACUCCUCCACUUGGAUGGCAUCCAAAUUGCUGCUACCUUGCAUCAUUGGAGAUGUCAAUGCAAGUUUCUUUUAUGCCAGGACAACAAGCUUGUAUCUGGUUCUACAGACUAUAGGAAGGAAAACAACUUCUCCAAAGUAUUACACCCAAUCAAUCUUGUCAAGAAGAGCACUUGAGAUCUUUGGAAGGCUCAACCUUUCUUGGGCUCAAGAACUUGGAUACUCCCACCCACCACUUGGCAAUGACAAAGGAAUGACACUCAAUGAAGAAGAUUGGCUCUCCCUGUUUGACCAAUGGGGAAGUGAAAACCAGAAAGCCCAGACAACCAACCCAAACUCUGAUAUCAAUGCCUCUAAAUCUGGUGCCGGAGCUACAGACCCAGCUGACUUCUCCAUAAGAUAUGACAAUAUAAUCAUGUCUGUCUUUGGGUCACAUAUUGACACAUCAAAAUCAUGGGCUGAGAAUGGACUCACAUCUCUUAAGAGUGCUGAGCUGAGGAGCAGAGUAGAAGAGGAGUUGUUUGUUGUACUCUCACCCAACUUUGAACAGCUCUAUCCAACACCCAAGGCUCUUGCAGUCUUCCUCACGACAUCAGAGGGUGAGAGUUUCCCUACGCAAGACUUGUGUGAUCACCCUGGCUUCCUUUGGAACUCAUCGGGGUCAAGUCUAAGCCUACUACUUGUUGGAGUGAUCCAAACAACUGGAAUAUUGGCCAUUCUGCUCUUGCUCUUUGCCUCAGUUGUGCCAUCCUACUUUCUUGUCACCUGGGUACUGGGGAACUGUGACUUAAAUGAAGAAGGGGAGUGCCGCGGGUUGGUCUUUUGGGUGCUCUUGCCUCUGGUCUUUCCUCUAUUCAUUCUGUCUUUUUCAGUGAUUGUGGUAAUCUGCAAGGUUGCUGUUGUCAGGAAAUAUCAAUCUCAGCAAUUUGAGCUCUUAUCAUGGAACUUUGUUUGCUGGUGGUUUGUUGAUAGGAUCCUGGAUAUUUGGGAAUCACUUGUUGGACAGUUUCUUUUGGAGACAAAGUUCAUUUGGAUCUUCUAUAAAGUGCUUGGAGCAGACCUGGCAUGGUCUGCAAAGAUCGAAUCCCAUAUUCGCGAGUUUGACCUUGUUACAAUUGGUGACAAUAGUGUCAUUAGUCACCCUAUGAAGAGCCGGAAGUUCUCUCAUGCAAAUAGAGAUGCCAACCCCAAGAUAACGUUCUAUCCCAUUGUUGUAGGAAAGAACUGCAAGAUCUCUGGCAUGGUCAGCCCUGGGGCCAAAAUUGGAGAUGGCAGCAAGGUGGAGAAACUGUCUGUUGUUGAUGAAGGAGCCAUUGUACCAGACGGUGUCCUUGCCCAGGGAAAUCCAGCAUACAAUGCUGGCUCCUUUGAACAUCAAGAAUCACUCCAUUUGGAAGAGUCCAUGUUGGAUAUCUUCAAGAUAUUCUGGAUGGUCCUUGAAGCCUAUCAUUUCUUUGCCCUCUCAUUCUUGGUCCAUGUCUCACUGAACUCAAUCUUGCCUGAUUGGCGCUAUGCUACAAUAGUACAUUGGAUUUUUCUGGUUCCUGUCUCCUCCCUACUUGCACUUCUUACAAGCAUUGCUCUGAAAUGGGUACUGAUUGGGAAACGAGACCCAUCUGAUGAAUACGAAGGAACACUCUAUCGCCGGGCAACCAAUUGGGCAUGUGACUUCCACUUUCGGAUUGCAGCUUGGACUCUUGCUCCUUUCACUGGCCAGUCCAGACUUUGGAACUUAAUUCUUUUCGUGCAUGGUCUUGAUAUUGACAUGGAAUCAGGGCCUGACAAUCCGUACUUCAUCUUCCCACCCUCAAAAGUUGAUUUUGUGAAGAUCAGAGAGUCAUUUGUGGCAACUAUUUCACUUGACUUUAGCAAGAAAGGGAACUCCAAGGUAGAGAUCAUCAACAGCAGUGUGGGCUACAACAUCAAUCUGCAUGCAGGUGUCAAGAUCAUGCAAUCCACAGUCCCUCCAAGGACCAAUGUACCUGACAGUAUCUAUGACUUGAACCAAUCAGGGCAGCCCAUGAAAAUGAAUUUGAUUCUUCCAGAAGUGGCACAGAUGCUGUUGAAUGUGGUCCUGUUUGCCUCCCUAAUUCCUGCCUUCGAACUGGGUCUUGUUGCAACCAAGAGCUCUUCCAUCAUGGUCACAUCCUGUGGUUUGGCAGCUGCCUUCAUCCUGCAAUUGCUCCUAUGGCUUCUCUUGACAUGGGCAGUUGAAAGGUUGCUAUUGGUCUUGCCCAACCAUCUUCAAUUUAAUCUUUUUGGGAUCUACCUCAACCAUGUCUGGAUUUUCCGCAAUCAAAACUGGCUUGUGUACCUUCUCUAUGGCACACCCAUGUUUGCCUACUUUGCUCGCCUCAUGGGAGCUGAAGUUGAUGGGGAGUUGUGGUACUUUGGAAACACACUCUAUGAGUGUGGGAAGCUGCAUUACACAGGAUGCACCAUUAUUGACGGCUCCAGCUUGAAUGGUCACUACAUUGAUGGGAAGGGGCUAACAAUCAAUGACACCUAUGUGUCUGGUGUUGUGCAUCCUGGAUGCUUUGCUGUUGCUGGCUCGGUAGUUGCUGGGGAAGAGAAUGGUCCAUGGAAGGUAUUCUUGCAGGCAAAUGAUGGUGCUGGCGUGCCCAGGGAGACGAUUGGCAUCUAA
This is a messenger RNA of Seminavis robusta, 4746 nucleotides long. The record is from the annotation of a GenBank genome assembly. Lineage: Eukaryota; Bacillariophyta; Bacillariophyceae; Naviculales; Naviculaceae.